UUUAGGCUGUUUUAUCAAAGCAGCUUACAAGGCAGACUUGUUCUCCAGCAAGCUCAUCUGACUGCUUCCAUGGCCAAGCAGAAGCCUUUUUUGCUCUUAGCACUGCUAUCAAUUAUUCUCCUGCAGCUGUCACUGCCUGGUGAUCAAGUGCCCGGUGUCCUGGGGAUGAGCUCUGAAGUUCCACCAUAUCGAGGAGUCAGACUUAGGGCAGAUGAUGUGGACAUCCACAGUCACAGUGCCUCUCACGAGGGCAGUUACCUAGCCAAGCCAGAGACCCCACUGGGAAGGGUUCUACAGCCUUAUGCGUGGCAUCUACCACCAUCCCCAUCGAUGACCCAAAGGAGACUACUGCAGGCCGCUGGCUCCACCCCCUAUUCCCCUCUUAAUGUGGUUCAGAACGGAAAGAUCUGCAUUCUGUUCCGGGCUAAGAAGUUGGCCAUCAGGUACAAGAACCACACCAUUGUGGAUCUCACAGAGAGGGCGUUUGGUUCCAGCGCCCGAGUGGACACCAAGGGCUCUACGUGCAGCAAGGAUAAGGCCACGCUAUCGCUCCGAUUUGGGGAUGUCGAGGAUCUCAGGGGACUUAUCAUAAGGCUCCAGAUGUCCAACACAUUUUAUGAGUCAGCGGGCCAGAACUGGUUUACGCUGGACAGCGUUCACAUCCACUACAACUGGACCAGUGAGGCCACCUUCAACGCCACAGAGGUGUACGCCCCUGCCACCUACUCGUACCACUGCCAGCACGUCAGCAGCCUGCAGAAAUACGACACCCUGCUGGUGCCCAGCUCGCACAGCGACAGCGCGGCCAACUGGCACAUUACCUUCACUGAUUUCCAGAUACAGGCUUUCAAUGUGCAGUCGGGCAGAUUUGCCUCGGCCAGUGACUGUGCCACCUUCUUCACGCCAGCCAUCCUGAUGGGCCUGGUGACAUCACUCAUCCUGCUGCUAGUGCUGGCUUAUGCCCUGCACAUGGUGGUGCAUCUCAAGCACAUUGACCGCUGUGAGGAGCACAAGGCCACCGUCUACUUUCCCCGCAGCUCUGAGGCUGACUGUACGGACAAGAACAGCCUGUGAGAGGCUACGGCCACCGCCCCUCUGCCACGGGGUCGUCGGACAAUCUUGGGGACCAAAGAGACUUGAUCCGCUGGGCUGAUGAGCACCCCCAACCCCUACCCAUCCCCAGGAGAAUCUUCAGGCUCUUCCCGUGCUGGAUGCAUACGGCAUCGAGAAAAAAGGUGCAAGAAAAACGAAGGAAUCGAGCUCCGCGGACAGC
Scleropages formosus (Asian bonytongue) is the source of this 1273-nucleotide messenger RNA. RefSeq names its product V-type proton ATPase subunit S1-like. The transcript is spliced from 7 exons. Gene Ontology annotation, cellular component: proton-transporting V-type ATPase complex. NCBI's taxonomy places the organism in Eukaryota, Metazoa, Chordata, Actinopteri, Osteoglossiformes, Osteoglossidae. The record is from RefSeq and is a predicted model, not a curated record. Bases 70 to 1074 code for a protein of 334 amino acids. Gene Ontology annotation, molecular function: ATPase activator activity.